UUCUGUGUUAGAUUUGUUUAUUAUUUAGAAGAUGGAAAUGUAUAAAUAUAGUAAACAAUAAUGUGGAGCUGGCCUUAUUUAAAACGUUAUGGACACGAUUUCUACUAUAGAAAAUUCCAAUGUACUUAUUGAUUUUUCCUCUUCGCGACUGACCAUACAAGAAGAUGAUGUUGAUAUGCUUAAUAUCACAGAAAAUGUAAAUGCAAAUGGAAUUGAACAACUGUCUAGAGAGGAACAAGAAUCUGUUAAAAAAUUCAACGAUUUCAGAGCAGGGCAGGAAUAUGUGUUGUUGCUGGCCAGCACUUAUAUUAAUGAAGCUGCCAAGGGGAGAAAUGGAUACUUCAUACCGGAACCUAAGCCACUAAGGAUGUAUUACUGGUACAAUCAUAAAGGCGUUCGUUUAGCUUUAUUUCUCGUCAUAUGGAUUAAUUUAUCAUUGGCUUUCUUUGAGGAGCCUGCUGUUGAUGGAGUUGCACUACCAUAUUGGAUAACAAUGAUGAUUGAAUUGGUGUGUGUAUUUGGUUAUUUUCUAAGACUGAUACAUGGCUGGAAGUUCAUGCCAUUAAAAAGACAUUGGAAAGACAGGAAGAAUAUAAUUGUGUUAGCUUGUAUUAUAUUGACUUUAUUUGAUAUGGGAAUUUGUGUAGUGCUGAAGCAAGUGGGUAUUGAGAAGUAUGCGAUUCGCUGGACUAGAGUGUUACGACCCGCAUUUAUGGUGAACUUCAGUGAAACAAGACAGGUUCGUCGUACAAUUAGAAACAUUCGGCGAAUUAUACCUGAGAUAUCCAGUGUGCUCGUGUUGUUCCUUCUUGUGAUUGGUUUAUAUUCUCUUCUUGGUUUGACGUUGUUUGAAAAUAGAAAUCUGCAAGACAUAUUUGGUAAACCGUAUUUUACAAAUUAUUGGGAUAUAUACUUUAAUUUGUAUGUGUUGACGACAACGGCUAAUAAUCCUGAUAUUAUGAUUCCAGCUUAUAAUCGGAACAAUUGGUUUUCUCUGUUUUUUAUCGUCUUCACAAUCAUUUGCAUGUAUAUCUUUGUCAGUAUUUUCUUAGCUGUUGUUUAUAAGAACUACCGAACACAUUUAAAGAAUGAAGUAAAGACGUCUGUGUAUAGAAAGAGAAGAAACAUGAAGUUAGCUUUCGACUGCUUGAAAACAAAACAAGAUGGUAGAUGGGUUGUGAGUUUUCAGAAGUGGAAACAACUUAUCCAUUUUAUGAAACCGAAAAUGAAUCCGAUUCAGGUGGUAUUGUUCUGGAGAGUUCUUGAUGAAAAGGAAGAACAAGCUAUCAAUUUUAAAAGUUUCGUUCAUUUAUGUGAUUUACUACACGUGAAAAUGGACACGAGUAGCAGCAAAGGACAUAUCUUCUUGAGAAUGUGUCCGUCUAUCUACAUGUCGAAAAUAAGCAAGUUUAUACGAAGGUGUGUCCAACAUAGGUUUUUUGUUUAUUUCUUCGAUGUUGUUAUCUUCGCGAAUGCUGUAUGUAUUGGCUUGAGUGAAGAUAGAAGUGAAACCGCAUUCAUUACGCUAUUCAAUGUGGAAAUUGUGCUGAAAUUAUACACAAGCGGGCCGAGAAAAUUUGUGUCGAAAUUCUGGAACGUUAUGGAUACGAUUGUCAUUGGGUCCGCAAGUUUACUGUACAUUCUAGAAGCUCUCUUUCAAGUUUUACGAUAUAGUCAAGUAAUUUUGGAUUUUCUUCUCAUACUUCGUGUACUACGUCUCUUUAAAAUCAUCGGUAACAUUGAAAGGUUUCAAGUGAUUAUUAAUACCAUUUUACAGAUUGGACCAGCUAUUGUAACAUACGGCGGAAUAAUGUUUGUAUUAUAUUACAUUUACGCCAUUUUUGGUAUGGAACUGUUCCAAGGACAUAUUAAGGAUUAUGCGACAUCAAAUUUGAGCAAUCUCACAGAACUGCAGCUUUUAUGCGGGAAUAAACUUCUAAAUGGUUCAGAAUACGUUCGGUUGUACUACUGUGAGAAGAAUUUCAACAACAUCGUCAAAUCGUAUAUGAUUUUGUUCGAUUUAACAGUCGUCAAUCAAUGGCAUGUACUGACGGAUGGUUAUGUUCGUGUAACAAGCAAAGCUGCUCGUUUGUACUUCUUCUCGUUUCACAUGGUGUGCGUUAUUGUUGUGCUCAACAUAUUUGUAGCUUUCAUCUUGGAAGCAUUCAUGUUGCAGUUUUCAUUGUCAAAAGGUAAAUUCGAAGCAGCUUUUGAAAGAAAAAUAGAAGAAAAAGGGCGAGCUUCUUCAAACACUGGAAAUGAUCUAUCGGCGCUUCCCGGUCCAAGUGGGAGCCUACAACGCUUAGAUGUCAACUUUGCUAUCGAUGAGUACAUGUCAGACACAGGGGUUACAUUUAAGUUGCGUAAAAAUCGCACGAAAAAUGCCGAGUUGUUACUACAGCAGAUGUUUGAGGAUGAACUCGAUGAAAAGGAGCUUGGGGCUGAAUUUGAUGACAAUGAAGAAGAACUUGAAGAAUUGGUAGAAAAUGAAGAAAGAAUUGCAUCGCCUAGGAAAUUAACUUUACAAACAGUGGAUUUAGUAUGAAAAUAUUGUUUUCUUUAUUUUCUUGUGUUCAUAUAUUUUUAGUAUUACCCUUUUUUUACUUUUUACGGUGUAUUUUCUACUCCUUGUUCUUCUUAAUGUUUUUAUUAGUAUGAAUACUGUAAGAAGAAAAAAGUAACUUUUUCAUGACAAACACCACUUUUUUUUUCUUCCUUUUUUGAACUAUUCUGGAACAUAAGUUUUUCUGUGAUAAUAAAGCAGGAACAGAAAAGAGCUAUACGCCUACAAAUAGGUAUGUUUUUGAAGUCUAUUUUACAUUUGAAUUGACACAUGAUCUAUUUAUAAUACUUAUUGAACUGCUUGGCUCGACACGAAUUUGAGAAGACGGUUAUUUCGAAGUAUCGUCCCCAAAGCUCUUUGAGAUAAAGUAAACUUUGAAAGUAUCCGUGGAGGAAAGAAAUCUCAGGCGUCUACUUUUUUUUGUUACUUUAUCCAAAACAUUUUAUCUUCGUUGUGCGGGUUUAAUCUGUGACAGAUAAAACACGUGCAUACUACAAAAAAAACCUUUUUCGUUCCUCCAAAAUGCGUCUCAAAGAACCUUAGGGACAGAAAUGGGUUAUGCAAACAGUUACAAGACGAAUAGUUGAUUUUAUCUGACAUGUGAUUAUAAAACGGUAUUGAGGAGUGUACAAAUUUUUAUUGGGUGCUUAUAUCUUACAUGUAAAUAUAUAGAUUAUGGAUAAUUAUAAAUAAUUAUAACCUAGGAAAUUUUUUUCGCGAAAAUUCAAUUUUAGAAAUUGUACAUUCCGCGGACAUUUAAUUUGGCGGAUGCAGGAUUUAAACUGCAUCCGCUAAAUUAAAAAUUCUGCAUGAAACAGCCAAUUUUUCAUUUGAAUCGAAAUGCUGUUGUGGAUCGGACUUCAUCAAAUUUCGUGCAAAAUUGUUUUAAUUCGUUACUUUUUACGAAAAUUUUUUCUUUAAGGUAGUUUUGUUCGUCAGUUGAAAGUUAAAGACUAUGUUACACUUGUCCGAAAUAUUCUUUCAAAACUAUUUUUGAUUAAGUGUACAAGUGUAAAGUGGCCUUCCUAAUCUGCUUCAAUAACAGGUUAACUUUUUUGUUGGUUUUUCACAUUUUUUUAUAAUUAUUUUUUAUGGUUAUCGGUUAUAUUAUAUCAUUUUUAAUAAAAAUGUAUUAAAAAGGAAAGAAAAAUCAAACUAAUAUACGCGAUUAUGAAUUUAAACUGGAGACUUUUUAUUGUUAAAUUCUAAGGGUUUAUGUAAUGGUUAAGUAGAUAUGUGCCAUUUUUGACCC
Molecule: messenger RNA, 3815 nt
Organism: Hydractinia symbiolongicarpus
Lineage: Eukaryota; Metazoa; Cnidaria; Hydrozoa; Anthoathecata; Hydractiniidae
Product: two pore calcium channel protein 1-like
Exons: 18
Coding region: 89-2545 (818 amino acids)
Biological process (GO): monoatomic ion transport; transmembrane transport
Cellular component (GO): membrane
Molecular function (GO): monoatomic ion channel activity
Source: RefSeq, a predicted model, not a curated record